CGGCGGCUGGGAGCGGCGCGCGCGCAUGCGCGUUAGGCGGGCUGGCGGCGGAGGGGCAUUACAAUGGAAGAUGAGGAGGUCGCCGAGAGUUGGGAGGAGGCGGCCGACAGCGGGGAAAUAGACCGGCGGCUGGAAAAGAAACUGAGAAUCACGCAAAAAGAGAGCGGGAAGUCCAAAUCUCCCCCCAAAGUGCCGAUUGUCAUUCAGGACGACAGCCUUCCCUCGGGUCCCCCUCCACAGAUUAGGAUCUUAAAGCGGCCCACGAGCAACGGGGUGCUCAGCAGUCCUCAUUCGGCCAACCGCCCAGCUUUCCCGGUGAAGUCGCUGGCCCAGAGGGAGGCGGAGUACGCAGAAGCCCGGAAGCGGAUUCUAGGUAGCGCGAGCCCGGAAGAGGAGCAAGACAAGCCCAUCCUCGACAGGCCCACGAGGAUCUCCCAGCCGGAGGAUGCCAGGCAGCCCAGCAACGUGAUCCGGCAGCCACUGGGUCCAGAUGGCUCACAAGGCUUCAAGCAGCGCAGAUAGGCAUGGGUGGCUGACGCGGCGGCUCGAAAGCAGGGCUGUCCCCCAGCCCAGAUUGCGCUACUGCAGCAGUGGACAAAUGGA
Molecule: messenger RNA, 603 nt
Organism: Euleptes europaea (tarantolino)
Lineage: Eukaryota; Metazoa; Chordata; Lepidosauria; Squamata; Sphaerodactylidae
Gene: SZRD1
Product: SUZ RNA binding domain containing 1
Exons: 4
Coding region: 64-522 (152 amino acids)
Source: RefSeq, a predicted model, not a curated record